CCGAGUGCGGCCUCGGGGGUGGCGGCCGCGGGAGGAGCCCGGAGAACUGCUUCCUCUCGUGGGGCCGAGGCGCGGGAGGGCGAGACCCCGAGCAAACUUUCUGGCGGCUUCGGCCCGGGGGUGGCGGCGCCCAGAGCUGGCCCGGGCGGCUGCGGCGGCGGGCCGCGUCCCCGGGCAGGUCCCCUUCCCGGCAGCAAGUGCCUUCAGCUGGGAGCGUCUGGAGCCCCGGCCCCGAGCGAGCUGUCAUCCUCUGGCCCUUUACUACUCUUCUCAGAAAGGAUCUGCUACAACACUGGGAGUAUUGACUGCUGGAAGGACCAAGGUGAGAUAGUAACAUCUUUUUGGGAGAAGAGUUGGCCUCCUUUCCUGAAAGUGGUGAGUGUACAGCACACAGAUGUGUGAAUGAAGUGAACAGCACUCACGUCUCUGCCUGCUACAUUCUAUAUCAGGAAACAACAGUUCAUUGUAAGAGUUCUUAUGGAUCUUGGACAAAGAAGGAUUUAAGAUAGUUAAAUUUUCCACAAAGAACAAGCACUUCACCAUCUCUUUUUUGAUCUGAAGGCUGGGGGACAAUGGAUAUCAUAGAGACAGCAAAACUGGAAGAGCAUCUGGAAAAUCAAACCAGUGACCCCGCCACUGCUUACACUGGACCACCUGAGCCUGCUGAGGAAGAAAACAAAAAUGGCAAUGGUAAACCUAAGAGCUUAUCUAAUGGGCUGCGAAAAGGCACCAAAAAGUAUCCGGACUAUAUCCAAAUUGCUAUGCCUGCUGAACCAAGGAACAAAUUUCCCCUAGAGUGGUGGAAAACGGGCAUUGCCUUCAUAUAUGCGGCCUUCAACCUCGUCCUGACGACCGUCAUGAUUACAGUUGUCCACGAGAGGGUCCCUCCCAAGGAGCUCAGCCCUCCGCUCCCCGACAAGUUUUUUGAUUAUAUUGAUCGGGUGAAAUGGGCAUUUUCUGUAUCAGAAAUAAAUGGGAUUAUUUUAUUUGGCUUAUGGAUCACCCAGUGGCUGUUUCUGAGAUACAAGUCAAUAGUGGGGCGCAGAUUCUUUUUUAUCCUUGGAACUUUGUACCUAUAUCGCUGUAUCACAAUGUAUGUUACUACUCUACCUGUGCCUGGAAUGCAUUUCCAGUGUGCUCCAAAGCUCAAUGGAGACUCUCAGGCAAAAAUACAACGGAUUCUACGGUUGAUUUCUGGUGGUGGAUUGUCCAUAACUGGAUCACAUAUCUUAUGCGGAGAUUUCCUCUUCAGUGGUCACACAGUUUCACUGACACUUACGUAUUUGUUCAUCAAAGAAUAUUCGCCUCGCCACUUCUGGUGGUAUCACUUAACCUGCUGGCUCCUGAGUGCUGCUGGGAUUAUCUGCAUUCUUGUAGCCCAUGAACAUUAUACUGUCGAUGUGAUCAUUGCUUACUAUAUCACAACACGGCUGUUUUGGUGGUACCAUUCAAUGGCCAAUGAAAAGAACUUGAAGGUUUCUUCACAGACUAAUUUCUUGUCUCGGGCCUGGUGGUUCCCCAUCUUUUAUUUUUUUGAGAAAAAUGUACAAGGCGCAAUUCCUUGCUGCUUCUCAUGGCCACUGUCUUGGCCUCCUGGCUGCUUCAAAUCAUCAUGCAAAAAGUAUUCACGGGUUCAGAAGAUCGGUGAAGAUAAUGAGAAAUCUACCUGAGAAGCAAAACAGGGGCAACAGUUCUUAUACCAAAAGAGUUAACGCUAUAACCAAAGGUAUAGUUUUGUUCCUUUAAUUUUAGGAGAACUGACUGGCAAAUGAAGAAGUGGACCAAACUUUGUGUAAAUGAUUAGAAAGAUGAACAGAGUAUUACCUUUAACUGGUUUUUUAUUCAUCCUGACAAAGAUAUAUUCUCCUGCAGCUCUUCCUUCAUUGGUGACAAGCCUUCAAACUGGCAUUUUACUAAUGAGCUUGUUAAAGGGUGCCAAAGAACAUAGUACUCCUCUCUUUAUUCUUUCUCCACUAAAACCCUCUACUUCCGAAGUUUUUUCCUUCCAAGGUCAGAAAAAUUUGUUAAUGUUUUAAAUAAAUUAUCUGGAUAU
This is a messenger RNA of Otolemur garnettii (small-eared galago), 2053 nucleotides long. It is a transcript of the gene SGMS2, whose product is annotated as sphingomyelin synthase 2. NCBI's taxonomy places the organism in Eukaryota, Metazoa, Chordata, Mammalia, Primates, Galagidae. The coding region runs from base 573 to 1670 and encodes 365 amino acids. Gene Ontology annotation, cellular component: Golgi membrane; endoplasmic reticulum membrane. The record is from RefSeq and is a predicted model, not a curated record. The transcript has 7 exons. Gene Ontology annotation, biological process: ceramide biosynthetic process; sphingomyelin biosynthetic process. Gene Ontology annotation, molecular function: ceramide cholinephosphotransferase activity; sphingomyelin synthase activity.